Messenger RNA from Vitis vinifera (wine grape), 1966 nucleotides. RefSeq names its product protein NRT1/ PTR FAMILY 5.14. Bases 87 to 1724 code for a protein of 545 amino acids. Gene Ontology annotation, cellular component: membrane. Lineage: Eukaryota; Viridiplantae; Streptophyta; Magnoliopsida; Vitales; Vitaceae. Gene Ontology annotation, molecular function: transmembrane transporter activity. Gene Ontology annotation, biological process: transmembrane transport. The transcript has 3 exons. The record is from RefSeq and is a predicted model, not a curated record.
CUCUCUCUCUCUCUCAGUACCGUUUCUUCCUUACUUUUCUUUGUGGUCAGUAGUUAAAGAAAAAAAGCUUCAGCUGCUUUGCAGAAAUGGAGAAAGAUGUUGUCAAGAGGGUGAGUGGAUGGAUCAAGGGUCAGGUGAAAUAUUACAUUUGCUUCUGUAAGGUGGCCUUAUUCAUCACAGCUGCGGUUUACUGCCUCAACGUUGUGAAUUAUAACGUAGCGAGUGUCCUGGUGACAUACUUCACUGCUACUUUGAACAAAGACACCAUACGCAGAUCAGCACUACUUGUGAAUGUGCGGGAGUGGCUACAAAUAGUGGUGAGAGCGUGGGGCUAUUCCAGAAGGUCUAAUUUUAGAAAGAUUAUUAUCUUUUCAACUGCUUCCUUCAGUCUGAGUCUAAUGAUGUUAUACCUAUCAGCCUCAAACCGAAUUCCAGAGACCAAUUUUGGACUAUACAUGUUUCUUUCUGUUCCAAUAGCAAUUGGUAAAUUUGGAGGAGUGCCUUUCUUAAAAACAUUUCUUUUGGAUGAGUUAAUAGCUGGCUCUGAAAACAUACCAGAUAUCGAUCGUAAUGGAGCACGGUGGCUUAUAAAUAUAUGGUUGUCCCCAGCUGGGUUCUUGUUUGUGUUUUUCACUCCCUUAAAUUUCGAUGAAUCUUGGCCAAGAUUGUUCUUGAAUUCAAUGUGUAUGAUAGGAGCUGCUGGCUUCUUUUCCUUGGGGGCCACUUGCCUCUCCCAUCAGAGACAUCCCAGCACAAAAACUGAGAGCACCAAAAGGCAUCUCAAGUACCCUGAUACUUCUGAUGCGUAUUGCCUCAAAAAGGAUCAAGAAACUCUUCCUCCUGAUCAGCCCUUCAAGAACGAUGGAAAUCAACUGCCCGAAUCAUCACCGACUGCUGGUGCAGAAGCACAACAGAAAAGCUCACCACUUUGUUCUGUGAAACAAGGAAAUGUAGCAAAGCUUCUUCUAAGAAUGAUUCCUAUGUGGAGUGCUUUUAUCGUGUUUGGUCUGGCAAUGUCAACUGCAAACACUUUCUUUAUUAUGCAAGAUGACAACAUGGAGGCUCAUCCAAUCACUACUACUAGUUUCCUUUUAGGUAAGGACGUGUUAAAGGAGGUUGUAGCAUAUCUGUGUAAGCUCCUGGUGUCAAGUUGGAUCUCUAAAAGCCAACAAAAUCUUGCUCUCAAAAUGAUAAUUUGUCUUGGAAUGAUGUUUUCUGUAUUAUGCCCUAGUUUUGCAUGGCAAGUUGAAGUUCAGAGAUUGAAAAUAGCUCACGAAAGGGGAUUAGUAGGCAUGUCAGAAGACACAAAAGUGCCCAUGAGUGACUCGUGGCUGGCUCCCCAAUUCUGCCUGUGGGGACUUGCGGAAGGGCUUGCUAUAAGUGGGCUGGACGAGUUCUUCAGGUAUCAUGUUUCAAAAUCUAUGGAGGACUAUGGAUCAGAGGUAUUCAAUACCAUUCCUAUUGUGAUCGGUAGCUUCCUCAGUUUAGUUUGUGUUUCAGCAUGUGGAGGGUGGUUUGGCAACACCUUAAACCAGAGUCGUUUGGACAAUUAUUACCGGAUGAUAACAGUCAUGGCUUGGAUAAACCUAUGUUGGUUCUUCUUCGUAUCAACAUUUUACUCAACAAAGGAGGAGGUGGCGGAUGAAGGUAUACAGCUACAAGAAAUCACAAUGGAAGUUAAUUUGGACAUUUCAACGCAGCUUCAAUCCAUUUUUAUCUCUUGAAGUGAGUAGUCAAUACCUAUGAGUUUGACAAACUAUUUUUUAUUUCUUUCGUGACAACAUGGUUAAUGUUGAAUAUCUUCAUUUUUAUUUUUUAUUUUUUUUUGUAAAUAUUAGAAUACAUUGAUGAAAUUGUAGACAGCUACUGCUCUUAUGUUAUACACUAUACAUAUCAUUACAAUCUAGUAGGGUAAAUGAUUCUCUUGUUAAUUUGAGACCUAUUAACAAUAUCAUUAUUAUUAUUA